GAACCAGCAGUGUUUUGUAACUAGGUAGUUGGUGAUUCAACGUCGCCAUUGCGCGACGUCCUACAAGUACACAUGUCAGAAUAAUUGUGCAGUUUUAAGACAAACGCAGUGACACAGUAUGGAGACGAGCAGUGCAGGCGCGGGCGUUGCGCGCAGCAUCGGCCGCGGGCACCUGUCGCACCUGCCGCAGCGGCCGCCCGUCACCCUCGCCUUCCACGACCUCACCUACAGCGUGCACGUCGGCACCGGUUCGAAAAUAAUCCUGCGCGGUAUCCACGGCGAGUUCAGGUCGGGCCAGCUGACCGCCAUACUGGGCCCCUCGGGCGCCGGCAAGAGCACGCUGCUCAACGUCCUCGCUGGCUACAGAGUGGAGGGAGCCGGCGGCCAUGUAUACACGAACGGAGAGCCGCGGGACCUGCGCCAGUUCAGGAAGCUGUCGCGGUACAUCAUGCAGGAGGAUCUGCUGCAGCCAUACAUCACCGUCCGUGAAGCGAUGGCCAUAGCCGCCGACCUCAAGCUCGGCGCCGCCAUCACCGGCCGGGAGAAAAUUGUUGUGGUGGAUGAGAUCAUACAACUGUUGAUGUUGAACAAAGCCAAAGACACAACGACAGAAAGACUCUCCGGCGGGGAGAGGAAGAGACUGUCCAUCGCCCUCGAGUUGCUCAACAACCCACCAGUUAUAUUUUUGGACGAGCCAACCACCGGUCUGGACGAGGUGGCGUCGUCGAUGUGCGUGUCGCUGCUGAAGCGGGUGGCUCGCGGCGGGCGCACGGUGGUGUGCUCGGUGCACACGCCGUCCGCGCGCCUGUUCGCGCACUUCGACCACGUGUACGUGGUGGCGGACGGCCGCUGCGCCUACCACGGCGCCGCCGCCGGCGUCGUGCCCUUCCUGCACUGUCUGCACCUGUCCUGCCCCACCACGCACAACCCGGCCGACUUCAUUAUAGAUGUAUCAUGUGGGGAGUAUGGCCCCCAGGCCGAUAAAAUGGUAGCCGCAAUAGAAAAUGGUCGGAGUCACCAGUGGAGAGACUACGCAGUCGCAGACAGCUCCCAGGAGUUGGAGCUGGAGCAGCUAAACUCUAGUGGUGUGGAAACAUGUAACCUCAAGCACGGGAGCACCUCGUGGCGACAGUUCCGCAUACUGUUACGGCGAAUGAUGUUACAGACUGUUAGAAAUAAGGGUUACAUAUGGCUGCGGGUGUGCUUACAUCUGUGUUUAGGCCUAAUAACGGGGCUCCUCUUCCAAAACAUGGGCUAUGAUGCCUCUAAGACUCUUUUCAAUUUUGGCUUUUGCUAUGCAUGUUUAAUAGCCAUGAUGUACAUACCUAUGAUGCCGGUGUUGUUGGCAUUUCCAAGAGAAGUCCAGUUAAUAAAGAGAGAAUAUUUUAAUAGAUGGUACGGUUUGAAGGCAUACUAUGCAGCGCUCGUUGUUUCCAGAACUCCUGCGACUAUAUUUUUCAGUCUCAUAUACUUGGCACUUAUAUAUCCCAUCACCUCGCAACCUUUGGAAUUGUCCAGAAUACUGAUGUUUUCUACUAUAAGCAUCACGGUGGCUUUGAUAUCGGAGUCCAUGGGAACAGCCAUAUCAUCCACUUUGAGUAUUGUUAAUUCGGUAUUUUUAGGCCCUGUGCUGAGUGUACCCUUAAUGUUAUUGGCCGUGUAUGGAUACGGUAGUGGGGAUCAGCCGCUUCCUUUCAUUUGGAGGAUAGUAAGAUCUAGUUCUUAUCUUCGAUAUGGAAUGGAGGGUUUAAUAGCUGCUAUCUAUGGGGAGAGGAAGGAAGAUCUCGUGUGUCCUGACGAUAAGGAUUACUGCAAGUAUAAGAGCAUCGUUACGUUUCUGAGACUCAUGGGCAUGUCGGGCGUGUCGUUCUGGUUCGACUUCGGAGUACUGGUGGUCAUCUUGUUGCUGAUGAACUUCCUCGGCUACUACCUGCUGCGGCAGCGGCUGUCGCCCAACUACGCGUACCGCAGUAUUAAAAUCAUUGGCAACUACGUCAAGACUAAAAUGAGCAUGUCUCAUCAGUGAAAAUAGUGUUGUAUGAAUUAAUAGACGAUUGGUUUUUGAUUAUAAGAAAUUAUAAUUAAUUAAUAAAAUAGUAUAAGUAUAUAUUUCUUAGAUGUAUAUUUCUUUCCUAUGUUGUAUAUAUUGUUACUUAUACGAAAAAUGUACAAUAUUUGAACUGAGCUAGCCAUAACUCGAAUUAGUUAAUUUUAAAUUUUCGUUUCGUUGUUUAACUUGUUGUUGUUUACACAUAUUUUAAAUACAUAAUCGGGAUUUAAGGCGAUAUAAAAACCUUUACAGGUAAAUAGUACCAGUUUCUUUAUUGCUACGAUAAUUUGUUUAAACGCAGUAUGGAUAAUAGUGGUGACAGUGUGAGGAUACCUGAGGAGACUGCGCGAGGUGCUAGACGAAGACGCUGCUCAUUUCAGCCCUGUCAUGACUGCGACGUGGUGCAAUCCACAUCGAAACGUCGGUAACAAAGAAGGAGGUAUGUAGGUACUAUUUACCUGUCAAGGCUUUUACAUCGUGUGAAGUCCCGACUGUGUAUUUAAAAUAACUCGAAUUUUCAAGCAAUGUAAUAUAUUGUAUAGUUUUGUGUUACAAUUCCUCUUUACUUGCGUGGGUAUAUAAAUAUAUUUUUUAAUUAUGUAAAUUCAAAGUAUAUGGCUUUGGAAUUACAAAACUAAUAAAUCCUAAAUUUUUAUUCUUGGACGGCUUUG
Molecule: messenger RNA, 2721 nt
Organism: Galleria mellonella (greater wax moth)
Lineage: Eukaryota; Metazoa; Arthropoda; Insecta; Lepidoptera; Pyralidae
Product: ATP-binding cassette sub-family G member 1-like
Exons: 11
Coding region: 119-2026 (635 amino acids)
Cellular component (GO): plasma membrane
Molecular function (GO): ABC-type transporter activity; ATP hydrolysis activity; ATP binding
Source: RefSeq, a predicted model, not a curated record